Molecule: messenger RNA, 1965 nt
Organism: Lactuca sativa (garden lettuce)
Lineage: Eukaryota; Viridiplantae; Streptophyta; Magnoliopsida; Asterales; Asteraceae
Source: RefSeq, a predicted model, not a curated record
AUGAGGAAGACAAGGACGACUUCUUUCAAAUCGAAAUUUAAGAACACACAAGCAACGAUUUUGAAUCCAGAUGAAGACGAUGAUGAUUUCAUUACUCCGCCUAGAGAUAUGAUUCAUCGUUCAUCAUCUUCCGAGCAAUUUUCUUAUUCUGAUCUUUCGUUAGUGGAGAACAAAGAUAAUACUGAUAACAAUAAGGACUUUUCUGAUAAAAAUGAUCAGAAUGUCAAUCAAUGCCAAGUGCAUCAAGAAAACGAAUUCGAGUUCAAUGAUAAUGAGGUAGAUUAUACUCUAGACGAUGAUAACAUUGAUUUUCAGAAAGAAGAAUCUCAUGUUACACAUGAUUAUGUUUCUCCUGGUGGAUCAUCGUAUUGGAUUCCUGUUGUUUCAGACAACAUCAAACCUAAAAUCAAUUCAAUUUUUGAUUCAUAUACAUCAGCAUUAUCAAUGUAUUACAAUUAUGCAUCAUUAGCAGGCUUUGAUGUCAGGCUUGGACUAUUUAGAACAACCGAAUCCGACAUUACCACUCAACGACAUUUGCUAUGCAAUUGGGAAGGUAAACCAACAACCGCUAUGGACCCUCAACAUAAUAAGAUUCAGAGAAGGAAAGACACAUUUAGGUGCGAAUGCAAAGAAAAAAUUGUUUUUACUCUAGUACAUGGUACUAAUAAAUAUAAUGUUGUUGAAUUUGUCGAACAACAUAAUCAUAAAUUGUUUGGUAAGGACAAUAUGUUUUUGUCUCGUACAAAGAGGAAACUUGAUUAUACACAGGAGAUCUUUAUUUAUAACUUGCCAAAGCAAAAUAUUGGUGCCUCAAGAGCACAUAGAUUGUAUUCCGGACUUCAGGGUGGUUCUGACAUUCGAGGUGGGUUCGUUUCUGAUUUCAAGAACAGUACGAGAAAUCUCAAUUCUUACAUAGGUGUCAGGGAUGCAAAAUUCCUUGUAGUGAAGAUGCUGGAAAGGAAAAAAAAUAUCCCAAGUUUUUCUUUCGAUUUUAAAGUUGUUGAGAAAAAAUUGAAUUCGAUUUCUUGGGCUGAUGAAACUGCAAAGUACAACUACAAUGCUUUUGGAGACGUUGUUUCUCUGGAUGCCACAUUCAGCAUGAAUAAAUAUGAUAUGGUUUUCGUACCUUUCACUGGGAUAGAUAAUCAUAAGAAAUGUGUGACUUUUCGUGUUGGACUUUUGAGUAGAGAAGAUGCUAGUUCUUACUCUUGGCUACUUAGAGCAUUUUUGAAAGCAUUCAAAAAACAACCUACGCUUGUUCUUACAGAUCAAGAUCCAGCUUUAAACAAGGCUGUUAAUGAAAUAACAUCGCAACUAGCCACAACCUCAGCUUUUCGAAAGCGUUUUCACUCUAUAAUUUGGAAUUCUAAGCUGGAACCACAUGAUUUUGAAAAGGAAUGGAAAUCUUGUUUAAAUGAGUUUAACAUUUCAAAUAACAAGUGGUUGCAAGAGAUGUAUGGAUUGCGUAGACGUUGGGUACCUGCAUUUUUCAAGGACAUACCGAUGUCUGGUCUUAUGAGAACUACAUCAUUGUCGGAAGGCCAAAAUUGGUUGUUUCAGAACAAUACUCUUACUGGUUUUUAUCUUUUAAUGUUUAUGAUGACAUUUGAGGGUGUUAUGGAACGGCAAAGACGUAAUGAAGUUGUCAACGACUUUAACAUUGCUACAACACUUCCUAGAUUCAUCACAUAUAGUCCAAUUGAACCACAUGCUUCAAAGGUUUACACUCGUAAAAAUUUUUAUCAAGUGCAGAAAGAGAUAUCAGAUUUUGAUAACACUUGUUUCCAAAUGAGUGUUACUUUUAAUAAUGGUGUUGACACUAUUAUUGUUUUGGAGAAGCAAAAAAACAUAACAACAAGGCAACCAUCAAGUCCUAUUGUUGAUGACAAACUUGAGGAAUAUCAUUACGAUCGUCUUACAAAGGAUACCCAAUACAUCAUACAUUAUUACUUUAACACUGCAUAA